CAGGUAGCUGCACGAGAGUCCUUUGUAGAGAGAGAGUUUAAGAGUUUUUCAGCUAACUUAUCAAAGGUUUCUUUUUUUACUUUGUGUCGUUUGACAAAGCUAAAUCGUUAAGUUUUUGUUCAAGUCGUUAAACCGGAUUUUUUUUCGCAAUGCCACUGCCCAGCACAGUUUCUAUGAGAAAGGGCUCCACUGUUCAGAAGGUAACUUUACCUGGUGCCAAGUCAACUAAAGCUUCAAGUAAGAAAAAGGAUGAGGAAGAGGGUGUGGAUACGGCUGAUGGAUGGGAGGAGUGGUCUCAUGGGAAAGCACUUAUUAAACCUCCAGAUCAACUGGAGCUCACUGAGGCUGAGCUGAAAGAGGAAAUAACAAGGAUCCUGACUGCAAACAACCCACACGCCCCUCAAAAUAUUGUCCGCUACAGCUUCAAGGAACGUUCCUACAAGCCUACAAGUGUUGUGGAUCAGAUGGCCGUUCACUUUGUGUUGGAGGGCAGCCUCCUGCAUCAAGACUCUGAUGAGGCUCGUAGACUGAGGGCCAAAGAGGGUCUCUCUGAGGAGACUACAACUGUCGAUACUGGAGCAGAGCCUAAUGAGGAAAAACCAGAAACCCCGGCAACACCUGUAGAGGAUGGAGGGGAAGUGGAGGAAGCUGGAGAAGAGGACAGACCAGACAGUGUUGUCUCCAAAACUGACAGGAAGGAGCCAAAAGCUACAAACCAGUUCAACUUCAGUGAAAGGGCCUCCCAGACCCUCAAUAAUCCACUGAGGGAAAGAAGCUGCCAGACCGAACCUCCUCCACGCAGCGUCUUCUCUGCCACCGCUAAUCAGUGGGAAAUCUAUGAUGCGUAUGUGGAGGAGCUGCAGAAACAAGAAAAAAAUAAGGAGAAGCAGAAAGCUGUGGCGUCAAAGAAAGAGAAUGACAAAAGCAAGAAGAAGAUGAUGCUGACGGAGACCCAGAAUGACGACAUCACCAAAGUGGGAAAGGCGUCCAAGAUCUUUGAGCGAAUGGUCAAUCAGAAUACUUUUGAUGACAUAGCACAAGAUUUCAAAUACUUUGAGGAUGCUUCUGAUGAGUUCAGGGACCAGGAGGGCACCCUCCUCCCUUUGUGGAAGUUUCAAUAUGACAAAGCCAAACGACUGUCUGUCACUGCCCUCUGCUGGAAUAAGAAAUAUCAGGACCUGUUUGCUGUGGGAAUGGGAUCAUACGACUUCAGUAAGCAGGGGCGUGGCAUGCUCGUCUACUACUCGCUGAAGAACUCUGCCUUCCCAGAGUACAUCUACCCCACCGAUUCUGGCGUCAUGUGCCUCGACAUCCAUGAGCAGCAUUCCUACCUGGUAGCGGUAGGCUUCUAUGAUGGCUGUGUGGCUGUCUACAACUUGAAGGAGGAGGGACUGGAGCCUGUGUAUAAAAGUACAGCUAAAACCGGCAAGCACACGGACCCCGUCUGGCAGGUGCGCUGGCAGAAGGAUGACAUGGACAAUAACCACAAUUUCUAUUCUGUAUCAUCUGAUGGCCGAGUUGUGUCCUGGACACUCAUCAAGAAUGAGCUGGUCUUUACAGACAUUAUCAGACUGUCACUAAAUGGGGCCAUCUCUGAGGGGCCAGAAGGUGCACAGCAGCUUGGCACUGCCUGCGGUACAUCGUUUGACUUCCACAAACAGAUCGACUUUCUCUUCCUAGUUGGCACAGAGGAGGGGAAAAUACACAAGUGCUCCAAGACAUACUCAAGCCAGUUCCUGGAGACCUACAGUGCCCACAGCAUGGCAGUGGAUGCAGUAAAGUGGAACCACUUCCACCCAAAGGUUUUUAUCUCCUGCAGUUCAGACUGGACUGUCAAGAUCUGGGACCAUACCAUCAACACUCCCAUGUUCACCUUCGAUCUGAAUGCAGCUGUUGGUGAUGUUGCGUGGUCUCCAUACUCCUCCACUGUAUUCGCUGCUGUCACAACAGAUGGAACAGUUCAUGUCUUUGACCUCAGCAUCAACAAAUAUGAGGCUAUCUGCCAGCAGCCAGUGGUGGCCAAAAAGAAGACCAGGCUGACUCACAUUGAGUUUAAUCCCAUCUAUCCUAUCAUCGUAGUGGGUGACGACCGAGGCUAUGUCAGCAGCCUCAAACUCUCCCCUAACCUCCGUAAAAAACCCAAGGGCAAGAAGGGUCAAGAGCUGCCUAAGGGUCCAGAAGUGGAAGUAGCCAAGAUGGAGAAGCUCCUCAGUCUGCUGAGGGAACCAGAGCAAAGCGCAGUUUAAUGUUGGCUUGCCAACACAGCAACAUGGUACAAUCUUUUAUUCUCAUUCAUAAAAAAAGGAAGGAAAAAAAAAACAUUCGCUCAGUGUGUGCAACAGUAAACAGCAUCAACAAGACAACAGUUUGUAUGUUUCUUCUGAUCUUGUUUAAGCUGUUAAUAAAUUAUUCAUAUUCAAUUAAUAAUGCAUUUAUUUAUACUGCGGUACUUGAUACAUAUUAAACAGGCAACAUUAGAAUUCCAUUGACUUGACUGACCUCUUCUGCAGGGAUUUAUUAAACCAAUUCCAUGUAUUGUACAAGUUGAUUAAGCUAAAAAGUGAAGGGGGAGAGUUACUGCAAGUGAACAGGGAGAUAAAUUAGCGUAAUAGAUUGAGCAUUUCUGGACUUUAUCCAGACAACUUAUCUUGGCUGGCACCCAUCGUCCUGGGCAUCCAUCCAGGGAUGAGCUAGAAGCCUUUUAAUAUCCCAUCUAUGGGGAGAACUUUGCUUUGACUCAUGGCGGCGUCCGUUUUUAUUUUGUCUGUUUCUCCGUCCCUCUCCGUCUUAAUGAUCUUGUCCUUCAGUGAAGUACCACCCAGUGCUUUGAUGCUCAACUGGAAUCAAAUGUUGCCACAGUGCUCGCUCUCUUUCCCUCUCCCUGCUACAGAGAGCAUCUCUGCCCUUCACAUCUUCCUGCAAACACAUGCAGCACUCUCUCCCUAAAGUGUGAUUCAUUACUUCAUCUCCACAAGUUCAGUUAGAGAGGGACGCCCAGUCACCUCAUUUCUACAGACAAUGCGUAACAAAUGAUUGUGGCCAUGGGUAGUAAUGAGAAUACAGCUGCAAGAGUUACCUCAUUACUGCGGUAAUAGGAAGCAUACUGCGGCUUUGUAUGAUUUGUUUAUGUUGCAUUGUUGUAGAUUGUUGUGGCUGCCAGUAUCACGUUUGGGCGGGGUGGAGGAGUAUUCUAGUGGGUAGAAAAAGCAAAUCAGAGGUCAGUUUCAGGGCAAUAACUGCAGUGUUUGUAGAGUAAAAUGCCACCUUUGUGUACUUUUACUCUCAUGUGUCAUCAAUAUGUAAUAUUCAGUGAGCUUCAGGAGCUACUUGAUGAUGUGUUGUAAGUUGCUUCUGUCUGUAUCCACUGUCUCUUGUAUUGUGAACAUUAACUUCAGUUAUUUUACUAAAAAGACUUAACAGAGGGGGAACUUCUUUCUUUUGUGGUUUACUCUUAAGAGACAGACAGAGAGAUGCCUUUUACUCAUGAUAUGUUUCAUGUCUGCAUUGCAUUCUGGUCUACUGAGGCUAUUGUCAGUGGAGGAAUCAGUGUGUCUGUAUCUUUUACUUAACAUUGGCAAAGGUUUCAGGAUAGUUUCUUCAGAGAUGCUAUGUGUUGUAUAGAAUAUUUAUGUGAUUACAGCAUAUUCUAAAUUAUUCUGAUUGCUAAAGGUUUUUGUUUUUUUUGUAGAAAAACAAGCUCAUCCCAGCAUAAAGUGUAUGUAUUGCUUUCAGCCUGUUCCUCUCAGGCUACAUCCACAUUAACACAUUUUCAUUGUAAAACGCUGCGUUGUAAAAUGCUACCUUUAUACCCAGCGUACACACUAGUCUGGCAUUUUGGAACCACUUAAACUGGAACUUUUGAAAUCGCUGUGCUGCCCCCAUUUUAGUUUGAAAACUCUCAGGGUUGGGUUUUGCAAACAAUGACACAUAUACCCAUAUUUGCUGUCAGUCAUGACGCGCCAAGCCAAAACAUUAUAGCGAGAUCUACAUACCUUAUGUGGUUUCAUUGUUCUUGUGUAUAUACUCCUUUCCCAUUGCCAUGGCGUCCUUCAAUGAUGGAUAAUGUUCCUUGUACUGCGCUAAUAUGUCGCUGUAUUUGCUUUACAACGA
Messenger RNA from Epinephelus moara (kelp grouper), 4110 nucleotides. RefSeq names its product dynein, axonemal, intermediate chain 1, paralog 2 (gene dnai1.2). Gene Ontology annotation, molecular function: dynein light chain binding; dynein heavy chain binding. The record is from RefSeq and is a predicted model, not a curated record. NCBI's taxonomy places the organism in Eukaryota, Metazoa, Chordata, Actinopteri, Perciformes, Serranidae. Gene Ontology annotation, cellular component: outer dynein arm. The transcript has 20 exons. Gene Ontology annotation, biological process: cilium movement; outer dynein arm assembly. Bases 150 to 2246 code for a protein of 698 amino acids.